AUGAUCAUUGGUCAAGAAGAUGCGAAGUGCUCGAAUUAUCGAGAUUUAGCUGUUGAUAUACUGUCGGUGAUAUUACCGAAUUCGUCACUUGACGAUGCCUUCAAAUUCGAAUCUCUCAUUGAACCACUGCAUGCGUCAAUUGUUUCACAAAGGUUCUUCUGUUCAGUUUUCAUUCUUUUUUGA
Molecule: messenger RNA, 183 nt
Organism: Anisakis simplex (herring worm)
Lineage: Eukaryota; Metazoa; Nematoda; Chromadorea; Rhabditida; Anisakidae
Source: the annotation of a GenBank genome assembly